AUGCCACCAAUCCAAUCUCAGCCUCAACCAUCUCACCAGUACAACCCUGAUAUGUCUUUUGAUCCUACCCCUGCCACCUAUAUCCCGGACAACUCAUUCGACCCUACCCCCUCCAACUACACCUCCAACCACCCACUAUUUAACUACCACACACCACAACAACCAACACACCUAGACCAACCCAACUCCAUGUACACUUUCGGACAACCAUAUCGUCCAUACUCCACCCACCCUCCCCGACAAUCGUACCAAAACAUGGGCAUUGCCCUUGACUACGGAAGUGCAUGUGACAUGGGACCUCCCGGCUAUUGGGGUCAAAUGAUGCAAGAUCUAGCUGAUACGUCGGGGCCGUCCCAACAGAACCCUCCACCACAACUCAACACACAACAUCCUGACACACCACAACAACAUCGUCGAAGACCUCGUCGCAACACGCGUCUCCCCCAAUGUGGCACCGGUGGUCACUUGGAUAGAGCCGAUCAUUAG
Molecule: messenger RNA, 486 nt
Organism: Lathyrus sativus (Indian pea)
Lineage: Eukaryota; Viridiplantae; Streptophyta; Magnoliopsida; Fabales; Fabaceae
Source: the annotation of a GenBank genome assembly